Molecule: messenger RNA, 5612 nt
Organism: Xiphophorus hellerii (green swordtail)
Lineage: Eukaryota; Metazoa; Chordata; Actinopteri; Cyprinodontiformes; Poeciliidae
Gene: cdk18
Product: cyclin dependent kinase 18
Exons: 16
Coding region: 399-1811 (470 amino acids)
Biological process (GO): protein phosphorylation
Cellular component (GO): cytoplasm; nucleus
Molecular function (GO): ATP binding; cyclin-dependent protein serine/threonine kinase activity
Source: RefSeq, a predicted model, not a curated record
UGAUUUUAAAGCUCUCCAGAGGAGCAGUUUCUGCUCCACUGAGUCCUCUCCUCUGUGAUUCUGCGCCUUUAUUUAGUCUUUCCUGUUAUCUGGACGGCGAGCUGACACUCGGCGCUCUGAGAGGAGGACAAACGGACGCACGGACGGAGGAAGGGAGGGAGGGCGGAAAGGGUGAACUGUCAGACAGAGUUGUUUGUUUCCCUCCUCCCUACGGCUACCUGCCCAUCACUGCUACCCAGCCGCCUGCGUCUCGUGGAUCUAUCUCCGCUGUGGGUGACAGCCCGGAAGACGAGGGGAAACCUGUUCUCCUCUGCUCCCUGGGGAGCCUUCAAGUCAUCCCUCCAUCCUUCUGGCUGGCUGUAGAGGACCUCUGCUCUCCUAGUCUGCUUUUCUACAUCAUGAACAAGAUGAAGAACUUUAAGAGACGGUUCUCGUUGUCAGUCCCACGCACUGAGACCAUCGAGGAGAAUGAGUUCACUGAACAGAUCAACCAGCUCAACAUAAGGCACACCCAGGGGCUGACUCCGGACCGACUCGGUCCUCCAUCUCACGACGCCAGCCCAGUGAGCCCUGAGGCCACCACACCAGGAGCUCACUCUCCGUCCCACCUGCACUACCACAGCCAGGCCCAGCACAGGCGCUUUUCCAUGGAAGACGUCAGUAAGCGGAUGUCUCUGCCCAUGGACAUCCGCCUGCCUCCGGAGUUUCUCAAAAAACUGCAGCAGGAAAGCGAAAACUCCCCCCUCUGCAGGCCACUCAGCCGCACGUCCCGACGCGCCUCACUGUCUGAUAUAGGAUUUGGGAAACUGGAAACGUAUGUGAAGCUUGGCAAACUGGGUGAGGGGACAUACGCCACCGUUUUUAAAGGAAGGAGCAAACUAACGGAGAACCUAGUGGCCCUGAAGGAGAUCCGUCUGGAGCACGACGAGGGAGCUCCUUGCACUGCUAUCAGAGAAGUGUCUCUGCUGAAGAACCUCAAACACGCCAACAUCGUCACGCUGCAUGACAUCAUCCACACAGACCGCUGCCUCACCCUGGUGUUCGAGUAUCUGGACAGUGACCUUAAACAUUACUUGGACAACUGUGGAAAUCUCAUGAGCAUGCACAACGUCAAGAUCUUCAUGUUCCAGCUGCUGCGCGGUCUCUCCUACUGCCACAAAAGAAAAAUCCUCCACAGAGACCUGAAGCCUCAGAACCUUCUCAUCAACGACAAGGGCGAGCUGAAGCUGGCCGAUUUUGGUCUGGCUCGGGCCAAAUCCGUCCCCACAAAGACCUACUCCAACGAAGUGGUGACUCUUUGGUAUCGGCCCCCCGAUGUGCUCCUGGGCUCUACGGAAUACUCCAUGCACAUCGACAUGUGGGGGGUGGGUUGUAUACUGUAUGAGAUGGCAACGGGUCGCCCGAUGUUUCCUGGUGCCACGGUGAAGGAGGAGCUACACUUGAUUUUUAGACUCAUGGGUACUCCAACCGAAGAGACUUGGCCUGGUAUUAGCAGUAAUGAGGAGUUCAGGUCUUACCUCUUUCCUCAGUACAGAUCUCAAGCUCUCAUCAACCACGUACCUCGGUUGGACACGGAGGGAAUUGAUCUGCUGUCAGCUUUCCUGCUGUAUGACACCAGGACCAGAAUCUCGUCUGAAGCGGCUCUACGCCACGCCUACUUCCUGAGUUUGGGGGAUGCCAUACAUCAUCUUGCUGACACUGCUUCAGUGUUCUCUCUCGGAGAGCUGCUGCUCCAGAAAGAUCCAGGCCAUCGUAGCUCAGUAUUCCAGCCUUUAGGCCGAGGAAAGAAUCGAAGACAAAGCAUCUUCUAGGAGACGCAGAGAAGAAGAAGAAGAAGGAAGACAUGAAUGGAGAGAAGCUGCCUUUCAAAUCCAGAUCAUCAAGGCCAACUAAAGCUCAACACAUUGAGCAAACAUCCUCAGCAACCUUACACACACACACAUACACCCACACACACACACACACACGCACACGCACACACAUGCAUAGCAUCACAAAGACAGCUUUUUCACUCAUUGCCAUGGCAGCUGAACUUGAAGGCCCAUCCUCUUUCUGAAGAUAAAAAUGUUCUGCACUUAAACAGACCUUAUUCAAUCUUCUUCCAAACACACACACACCAACACAGACACACACACUUGCAGCACAUAAAUCCUGAACACUUUUGCACUACAAGAAACGCUGCACAUAUCAGAGUAAUUUGUUUCCCCCCCUUUGAUGCCUCAGACAAAAAAGGGACUGUAUAAUAAUUAGCUUUGAAAACUGAAAAAUUGAACAAAGUCGAUCAUUUUUGCUAUUCUUGACUAGUCAAAUUCUAAAGCCUGCUUGUAGUUUUUACAAAAAAGACUGAAGCAUACCAGCAAGUUGUGUUCUCUGAGUGAGGUCUCCUUAGUGUCAGUCCAGUUUGGUGGCUCCUCCACCCCUCUGACUCCCAUUCAUCCUUUCUUCUACUCAUCUUCCACAAGCUCUGCCUCUGCCUUUCUGCCUCCUGUUGGACCGCUGUCCCUCUGCUGUCCUCCUAAUCUAGAAUAGAAAUGUUAGAACAUUGUACAACAAAUACAGUAUAUUAUAUUUUUUGUACAAAUACAGAAAAAAUGCUUAACUGUCAAUUUGUAUACAUGCUAAUGUUAGCAUAUUAGCAUGUUAAUACAAAGCAAACAAUAUGUGAGCUAACAUUUAACCUGGUUGGGCCUGACCACUGAGCCCAGUAUCAAAAAUCUGACCUUUUUCUGGACACUGAAUGUUACCAUGCCUAAUAAAGCUGCUGUAGGUGUGUGUGUGUGUGUGGGUGUGUGGGGGUGUGUGUGUGUGUGUGUGGAUGCUGUUGCUGUGUGAAGAGAAGACUCAAAGUUAGCUUUUUCUGCAGCAGCGAGACAUUUAAACAGAAAUUGGAGCUAGCACAGAACUCUGAGAAGGUACUUAAAACAAAACCAGGUUUUCUGCUGUAUCAAGAGAGAAAGAUUUCUUCAGCAGAAAACAGGAAGGACGAAAGGAGCCAUCUGUGUUCUAUCUGAUGGGGGGGGAAAAAACUACUUUUCAGGGACAUGUUUGUCUCAUUUCUGAAUGAGGUCUUUGGAAAUGUGACCAAAAAAACAAACUAAUAAGCUUCAAGAUGUAUUUAGUGAGCCUAUGAAUAAAAAUGUAUCAAUGCCACGAUGCUGUUGAUUUGCGUGUGGUUUUCCUUGGAGACACAGCUUUUGUCUGAUGGGUAACAACUACCACAUGUAUUUCACUUAAAUCAUUAGUGUUUAUCCAGAGAGAGAGAGGGCGGAAAGGCAGAGAGAACUUGUGGAAAAUAAGCCAACUCAGAUAUUGAAGAUAAGACACAGUUUUAUUGACUUGUGUAGAAGUUGCAUCUUGUCCAGAGGAAUCCUCAGCAGUUCAGCUUUCGCUGCCGUAGCUCUGAAGCUGUAUACACGGGCAUGAGGGCAGUCCUGACGAUAAACACUUAGCAUUCCGUCUUACCUCUGCUGACUAUCUUCCACCUUUCCACGAAAUCUGACCCUUUUGUGAAUAAUAAUCUCAACAGAUAAGAACCAACUCAGAAGGAGAAACUUGCCUUGUUACAGAACCCCCACUCCGGGCAUUUUCACCUUUACAGUGUUAACAGCUGAAUUUGAAGUUGCCUUAGUGAGCUGUGCAUGAUGCGUUGGCUUGUGAAGAGUCUAUAAUUGAUCUAGUGUAGCCAAUGUUUUGGGAAACCUUUACUUUGUGUCUGUAAAUAUUUUAGUCUCCUUUUUGCACAAACCAAAAGUGUCCUCUAAAGCCUGCUCCCUUCCCUUUAGUCCGUCUGUCCUUACACUGUUCCUAAAUAUGACCUGCUGACUUUCUCAGACUCCUUGCUCUGUGUCCAGCACAGUGAGAAAGGGAGUCAUACAGUUGUUUUUUUACGCAAUGUGCAUUAAAUAGGAUUCACUCUCCUGAUGUAUUUCACAGCUACAGCCUAGGCAGUUUUUAGCUGAAGAUAUGUAAAAAUCAUUAGCUUAAAAAAAAAUAAAAAUGAAGUAAUUGUAAAGCAGAAUUUUUGAUGAGAACAUGAAAAGUUGGUGACAUUUUUAAAUGUUUUUGAGUCAUUAUUCUAUAUUUACGUUGUAGAUUUUAACCUACAGGUUAAAUUUCUUAAGGUGGGAAACUGAUUUAGGUUCAUGAUAAACGUGCAGCUGAAGAAAUGAGCUGGAAAACAUUUAAAAAACAGCUUGGCUUGCCAACUGUGUCUAAUUAAAGGAACAGUCUGUAGGAUUCAGUGCCAUCUAGGGGAAAUAAUUGCCUUUGCCAAACAACAAAAACCUAAGCCCGUAUUUUAUUUAUGUUUACUUGGUAGCUCAAAAAAGCCAGCCAGAACCUUUCUGGGAAAGAGCCGUGUUCUGUUGGUUUGGUACAUAAAGAAAAGCAAAAAGGCGCCGACGUCCUGUAUCUAAACAACUGAACAAUAAUAGAUACUUGCUAAACAAAAUCGCCAAUCUGAGUUACACGCUUGAAAGCAUGUCAUACUGAUGAAAAAACUUUUAUUUUGAAGGUUACUGCUUCACACAUCUUGCUAGCUUCUUGCUAGCUUGAAUGAAGUAGCGAAUGGAGAGAACGAGUACUUUAAAGUAGUUUAACAAUCACUUCAGUGUACCUCAGACUAUGAGUUUUUUCUAUUAUAUUGAGAAUUAAUUACACAAUAAACAAACAAACAUCGGUAUGCCAACCCAACAGAACACUGGCAAUUGAUCGAAUGCCUGGUUUUCACUGAGCGGCGUGGUGCCCGGUCAGGUCGGCGCACUUUAGUACGCCGUGUCUGGUAUCCAUUUUAAAAGUGGUCAAUAUGAGCGACCCAUACUGGACCACUGCUUCAGGACAAUGGUACGAUACGGUUAGGGAGGAGCUACUGCCGUCACACAACACAGUGCAUUGACUGGGGGACAGAAAAAUGGCUCCUUGUAUGUGUCAGACCAUAAAAUAUCAUACCGAACUACACUGACCCGUGCCAUACCAUUUAGUGGAAGCAAGGCAAAAAGUGUAUCCCAAAAUACUACGCUUGGAACUUUGCAUUACAGACGCAAUGCUAAAUGUUCAGCUUGCGCUUUACUUGUUUCUUUAGAAUCAAUUGUUGUGGAGUAAAGAAAUGUUACCAUUGGAUUUGAUCUGACUAUGAAGGAAACAAAGCUGUGAACCAAAUAAUAUUGCUUCUCUACAGCUUUUAAUGAAGAUUUGCUAAAACUAACCGACAUCAGAGUCUUUAAGAUCACACCAGAGAGGAAGUAUUCCUGCAGACAAAGAGUCGUACGGCUCGUUUAAAUACAGCAGACAUGGCAGAACGUUGUCAGGAUGCCGUCUUUGGACGAUGAGUGCACAGAAAAAAAGCAUAUUGCCCCCAUAAAUGUCCUGUUUUAAUUUCUUUGUCACACUUAAAUGUUUCAGAUCAAACACAUUUAAUAUUUUGACAAUAACCAAAUUGAAUUUUCAACUAAUAAUUAGAUUUAUUAAGAUAAAUAAUUUCUUCCAAAUAACCUGUGAAGAAGUAUUUAGCCUCUUACAAAAAAAUGUUCUUACUUGUUGAAUAAAUAACACAAAAGUCCCUCACACAUCUACCAAUAAUAUAAAAUGGCAUAUUAUGGCCACUGUAGACAGAU